GGGAAGUCCCUGGAUUUUGCACAGGGAUCAGCCGCUUGAAACACUCACUCCUCACGAGCUCAUCCAGGAAGUUGUCCCGACGUCGAACCCCUCUUUGUUUUCUCUGACUUUUUACAGCAGCGAGUUAUCAUUUCACUUUUGGCCACUUUCCACCUGAUAUUUAACACCAAAGCUCCGCAGCGACGCCAUGGCUUUUGUCCCGGGUCAGCCGCUCACCGCUGUUGUGCAACGAAUUGAGAUCCAGAAGUUGCAGGACAGAAAUAAUUUGAUCCUGGGCUUCAGCAUCGGUGGAGGGAUCGACCAGGACCCCGGGCAGAACCCUUUCUCUGAGAGCAAGAGUGACAAAGGCAUCUAUGUGACCAGGAUAACACCAGGAGGACCAGCUGACGUGUCAGGCUUGAUGAUGGGAGACAAAAUAAUGCAGGUGAACGGCUACGAUAUGACCAUGGUGACCCACGACUAUGCUCGUAAAAAGCUAACAAAGAAGUCUGAGGUGGUGGUUCGGCUCCUUGUGACCAGGAAGUCAUUGGAGCAGGCCGUCAAGCAGUCGAUGGGGCCCAAACUAACCCCACAAUUUGACAACAGUGUGACACGACACUACUAACUCAGCUGCCACGGAAUGAACACGCUCAUGUACUGCAAUCACACACACUCCGAUGAUGGUUGCACUGUGGCCUUUAUAACCAGAUUAUUGCAAAAAAACAAAAACACAUCAGUCAGUUUAAUGUUCGGGUGAAACAUCCUGAUGCUGCACAAGUCAGUUCCCACCAACACUAAACUCACCUCAAAGUUCCAGUGCUAUACAGCUCUGAAACCCUUUUAAUUUGCAGUGACAAUAUAAUACAUACUUGUUUUUUUUGUCCUCAAAUAUCACCAUUUAAAUCUUAAACAGAGAAAGAUUAAUAAUUAAAAAAGAUUAAUAGUCUAUGCAGGUAUUUCUUCUUUGUUAGAACAAGCAGACUCUCACUGAAAACAGAUUUUUGGAAGGGUUUCAUAAAACAGUGCUAUUAUAUCUCUAAAAUGUUCAUCACUUUUUGAAUAGUGAAUAUUAUUGCUUCAUUCCCACUUGUGUUACUUCUGCCAAGGAGGUUAUAUUUUCCUUGUCAGUUAGUGAGCAGGAUUACGCAAAAACUACUGGAAUGAAUGAAACUUGAUGGAAGGAUGGAGUUUGGGUUCAGGGAUGAAACCAUUCCAAUUUGCUGCCGGUCCAAAAUCUGGAUGUUGUGAAUUUGAAUGUGGUUUCAUAAGGAGACUGUUGGGCCUCGGCGGAGGUGUGCGCUGUACUGAGUUACAUUCUAGUAAGAUUCUUUCCAAAUGUCCUCUAUCUGCUCUUGAUAACACUUCUAUGGGAUCAAACCGGUAUCAAUAUCAGACUCCUCUUUCAUCUAUUUCCACUACAAAUAUAGAUUUAAUGAAAAAAAAAUCUAUUUGGAUGUCAAUCUUGUUAAGAUUACAGCAUCAAAUGCCAAAGCACUGUGAAGCAAUCAAACCUUGUGAAAAGUGUCCAUUUUCUCUUUUUGUUAUGAUACAGUAAGCGGUCCAAAAUAUAUACUUUUUUUUUAUAUCACAUAUUAAUGUUUUCCACUAAUAACCUCUUAACUGGGGCUUAGUUCCGUUCUAUUUAUCUUGUUUAUGUGUGAUAUCCUCGUAGUUUAUUCCAUGUCCACCGUGAACAGAAUUCUGCUGGACCUACAUUUGGACGACACGCCUGACACAUAAUUUUUAAUAUGUCACUCUUCAGCAUCCUCAUCAGGUUGAGCAGAAGAAAGUCCAUGUUUUGACUCAAGCAGAGCUUCUCACUGGAACCAGCAACGUGUGUGAACUUGUUUGUUUGUCAGAGACCAAAAGUUAAAAGUGUAACUCUAAACCCUACAGGAGUGAAAGUUCUUCGUGUGCACACCAGCUAUUACCUCUUGUCUUAUGAUGCUUUGGUUGAUUCCAUUCAACGAGUCCUCAGUGCAUGUCUAUGAUGCAGUGAAGAUCUGUUGCCUCUGAUACACAACAUAAUAACCCUGUAGAUGAGUGAUUUAAUACUAAUCUUUUACAAUAUUUGGGUUUUUAAUAAAGGUUGUUUUUUACUUGUUAUGCUGGGAGAUCUCAUCGGCUCUUGUUGGGCUGGUGAUAGAAAAAUCGAUUUCUAUGUGUUUAAUAGAACAAUUUAAAUUAAAAAAAAUCCGUCUUGAUCAUUAGAUAAAGUUUCUGAAAUGCUCGUAUAAUAAUAAUAAUCGUAUCUAAGAUUCUAAUCUUUCAGUCAAUGAGCGACUAAUUGUCUUGUCAGUUUAAUUUCAAGGACUGAGGCCUAACAAGGCAAACGUAUUGAGUUUUUUGCUUCAAAAAUGUAAAACCUGGACUCAUAGGGGUUUUUGUUAUAUAUAUAUAUAUAUAUAUUCCAAACAUCAUUUUGGAUGCUUGGGGGGGUUUCCAGCCCCAGGUUACAGAAUGUCACUCCAGGAACGUCCCUUCAAACAACAAAUUACUAACAGUAUUUUCUUUUUCAAUAAUUUUGUAUGGAAACUGCCAGCAGAGCACAAAUGUCCAGAAAUUGAAUGUGUACAGUUUUGAAUCUUUCUCAUAUAUAAAAUCACUGAGAACAAAA
Molecule: messenger RNA, 2596 nt
Organism: Platichthys flesus (European flounder)
Lineage: Eukaryota; Metazoa; Chordata; Actinopteri; Pleuronectiformes; Pleuronectidae
Gene: tax1bp3
Product: Tax1 (human T-cell leukemia virus type I) binding protein 3
Exons: 4
Coding region: 188-604 (138 amino acids)
Biological process (GO): neurotransmitter receptor transport postsynaptic membrane to endosome; neurotransmitter receptor transport, endosome to postsynaptic membrane
Cellular component (GO): postsynaptic density; postsynaptic membrane; adherens junction
Molecular function (GO): protein binding
Source: RefSeq, a predicted model, not a curated record